Molecule: messenger RNA, 1260 nt
Organism: Coregonus clupeaformis (lake whitefish)
Lineage: Eukaryota; Metazoa; Chordata; Actinopteri; Salmoniformes; Salmonidae
Product: gastrula zinc finger protein XlCGF52.1-like
Exons: 2
Coding region: 1-1197 (398 amino acids)
Biological process (GO): negative regulation of transcription by RNA polymerase II
Molecular function (GO): DNA-binding transcription repressor activity, RNA polymerase II-specific
Source: RefSeq, a predicted model, not a curated record
AUGACUUUGAAAGGGCAGAACAUAGAACCCAGCUUGUUGUCGGCCUUGCAAUCAUCCCUGCAGAAGGCCAUGGAAGAAAUGGCGGGGAAGAGCCCUUCAGCGGAACCAGACCCAGAGACGCCCAAACCAGCGAGACAACACCACUGCUUCCAAUGUGAAAAGAGAUUUUCCCGAUCAGGGGACCUCAAAGCUCAUGAGAGGACACACACAGGAGAAAAGCCUAUCCAAUGUUCCCAGUGUGGAAAGAGUUUUACCAUGUUAUAUAACCUGAAAAGGCAUGAGAGAAUACACACAGGAGAAAAGCCUUAUCAAUGUUCCCAAUGUGGAAACAGUUUUACUCAGAUAGGGCACUUAAAAAAGCAUGAGAGAAUACACACAGGAGAAAAGCCUUACCACUGCUCCCAGUGUAAAAAUAGAUUUUCCCGAGUAGGGGACCUAAAAGCUCAUGAGAGUACACACACAGGAGAAGAGCCUUUCCAAUGUUCCCAGUGUAGAAAGAGUUUUACCGUGUUAGCUAACCUGAAAAGGCAUGAGAGAAUACACACAGGAGAAAAGCCUUACCAAUGUUCCCAGUGUGGAAACAGUUUUACUCAGUUAAGGAUCCUGAAGGAGCAUGAGAGGACACACACAGGAGAAAAGCCUUUCCAAUGUUCCCAGUGUGGAAAGAGUUUUACUCAGAGAGGGUAUCUAAAAGUGCAUGAGAGAAAACACACAGGAGAAAAGCCUUACCACUGCUCCCAGUGUAAAAAGAGAUUUUCCCGAGUAGGGGACCUAAAAGCUCAUGAGAGGACACACACAGGAGAAAAGCCUUUCCAAUGUUCCCAGUGUGGAAAGAGUUUUACCGUGUUAGCUACCCUGAAAAGGCAUGAGAGAAUACACACAGGAGAAAAGCCUUACCAAUGUUCCCAGUGUAGAAAGAGUUUUACCGUGUUAGCUACCCUAAAAGCUCAUGAGAGGACACACACAGGAGAAAAGCCUUUCCAAUGUUCCCAGUGUGGAAAGAGUUUUACCAAGUUAACUAACCUGAAAAGGCAUGAGAGAAUACACACAAGAGAAAAGCCAUUCCAAUGUUCCCAGUGUGGAAAGAGUUUUACCUGGUUAAGGAGCCUGAAGGAGCAUAAGAGAAUACACACGAAAAAAGCCCCACCACUGCUCUCUCUCUGUGUGGAAGGACAAUUUCCCAGUCAGAGAACCUGAAAUCACAUGAGAGAAUAGAGAGGCUGUGUUCUGACUUAUGUUUUUAACUGCCAAUUUGUGUUU